UUUCUGGUAAAUAGACCAUUUCGGAGAUUAUACGCCAUUAUUGAUUUGCGGAACUCUGUGGUGCAAGUUGAACUUUGGACUUCACGUUUUUUUCAGUCUUUUGCCUAACAGACAUGCUGGCGGCAGGACAGUUUUGCUUUUUGUUUUACAUAAUGGAACAACCAUCAGAAAGACUGACAGAAAAAUACUCAAUGGAAUUGUCUGUGCCAUUUCCAACAAAUCGGCUAGCAGAAAUUGCCUAUAACACAUUACGAGUUGAUAAAGAGCCCAAAAAGGGUGGCUGUACAAAGAUAGUUGGUGUGGACGAAAACAAGUUGUCAAUUACUCUUGAAGCCCAAGAAGCAAGAACUCUAAGAGUAGCAUCUAAUUCUAUUUUGGACUUCCUUGCACUUAUCACCGAUACAAUAGCAAGAUUCGACCCCCAACUUGAGAAUGCUUGAGUCUUUAAAAUAAUUUUUUGUGUCAAUCAAGAUGUAACAAGGCAAAAAUAUGCGGUGGAGAAGUUGUAAUGAUUGUACUGUAAUGUGCCAGAUCACUUAAUGGGCAAACACUUAAGAGAAACAUUUCUUUAUUUGUCAUAUGUUCGCAUUUUCAACAUUGCGUUUAUUGUCGCCUUAUACAUUCACACUAUGUCUUCUACUUAUGUGAGAUUGUUAUGCUUAAGGUGGCAGUAACCCUUUUAAAAAUCGGAAUUUUUUUUGUACAUAAUUAGUUAAGAAAGGUUAUUUUCAGACUAUA
This is a messenger RNA of Hydractinia symbiolongicarpus, 738 nucleotides long. RefSeq lists its product as uncharacterized. NCBI's taxonomy places the organism in Eukaryota, Metazoa, Cnidaria, Hydrozoa, Anthoathecata, Hydractiniidae. The record is from RefSeq and is a predicted model, not a curated record. The transcript is spliced from 2 exons. Gene Ontology annotation, cellular component: EKC/KEOPS complex. The coding region runs from base 114 to 440 and encodes 108 amino acids.